AUGAAAACAAAUGAGGAACUUCUGCGAAAAGAGGAAGAAGAUAUAUCCAAAACUAUAGCCUUGUCCCUGGAGGAGUACCACGCAGCUCAGAGGAAAAAGAGCGAGAAGGAUGACUACCUCCCGGAGGAUGAAAACGACGAAAUGCUGCAGGAAGCCAUUCGGCUGUCCAUCAUAGGAUGCAAGAAGAGCGAAAAGGAAGAGAGUGUAGAAACGAACGAUUCCUACCGAGAUAUUGUAAAAAAAAAUUUCAACAAAAUAACUUACUAUCUAUGUAACAGCCAUGCGUCAACAAAAAAUCAAAAUGAUGUUAUAGACAAUAAACUAUUUUGGGAAGAGAUUUACAAAAAUUAUAAAAAUAUUUAUAUCAUUAUAAGGGAUUAUAUGAUAAGCAUAAACAGGAGAAAUGAAAAAAUGAAUGAGGAAUCAACUGACUCUACCUCUAGCAGAGAAUAUUAUGACAGUGAUGAUUCUAGUGAUUGCAGUAACAAUUCUUCUUCCCUUUCUUGUUGUUCUUUAGAACAAAUAAAAAGAAGUUAUAAAAAUAUAAACUACACUACAAAGGAUUAUUGUAAGUGGUUGAGGAAAGGAAAUAGAAGCAAAUGUUUAAAUGACCACGUCUAUGUAAACUAUUUGUUAAAAGAAAUGAAGUUACUUGAUGACACUGCGAGUAUUCACAAUCUGGUAUUCGGAGUUAAUAAUUAUAAGUACUCCAAUAAAAUGGAUAUAAAAAAAUGGUGUAACCAUAGCAUUUCUUUUUAUGAUAGUAAACAAAUAACUUUUGGUCUGCGGCAAUUUUUGAGUGGACCAUGUGGACUCAUUUCCAGUAUCCAGGGGUACAUCAUCAUUAUUUUGCUCUUCAAUUAUAAGUAUCAUUUUUUGUGGGAUAAUAACUACUUUAAUAUUUUGAAAACCAAUGCAGAUUUCUUGAAUUUCACCAAUAGUAAUUCCACAGGGGUGUGUGGGAAUGCCUCCUCCCCUGGGCAAGUCAACAGGGGAGAGGGUGAUUAUGAUAAGCCAAGGGAGGAUCACACGGGCGAAUGCAAUCAGAGUAUCAUUCCUCCGUGUGAUGAACACGCUGCCGGGGAAACUGAACCUGCAACGCCAAAUGAAGAAGAACAGACAAAUUCCUCUUCGCAAAGGAUUGAUUACCAAACCAAGAGGGAUAGCACCACUGUGGGGAGUGAGAAAAAUGGAGUGGGACACUCAAAGGGAGGGAGUUGGGGUAUGAGCAGUAGCGGUGAACGAGUGAGCGGAAGCCUCGACAGUACACGUAGCAACGCAAACAAUAAUGGUAACGAUGGCGUCGGCGAUGGAGGUGGUCGAGAUACGUGGAAAGGGGACACACAGAAGGAGAGUGCGAGGAAGGGAGAAGUCGGGAAGGACCAUAAGGAUGAGGAUGACGAUUACGAUCACGAGUUCGUACAGCUAGUUAGAGAUAAUAUAAAAGAUCUAAAAUAUUACUCCUUAGUAGAAUCCAUGGCCUAUAUUAUGUACCAGUGUACAGACAAGUCGUAUUACGUUAUAGCGUUUCUUCUGCCCGAAUGUUACGACUUCUCAUACUACAUGAACAGAAGGAACUCCGAUGAAGACAUGAUAAGAGAUUUGAAAAAAAUAAAUAUUUACUACAAGGAGUUUACCAGCAUUAAAGAUGUAAUAAAAUUUUAUUUGGAGCAUUUCAUAAUUUUCUCCAGUUCAACUGGAGCCAUAUCUUUCUUAUAUUCUGUAAUUCUAACAAGAGGAAUGAACAAUAUUAUGAAUGAUAUGGAUGAUGUGAAUCAUCCGUUAAUUGGGAUUUAUGGUCACUGUUCUCAGGAGUUAGUUAACCUUCUUCUCACCGGCAGGGCCUGCUCCAAUGUGUUUGACAACAAUAGUAUUAUAAAUACGUUCCCGCAGGUGUAUGAGGAUAUGAGCGGCACUUUCCAAUUUGAUGGGGGUGGUAGACGAGGUAGUAACAGUAGCAGCAAUUUGGGGGGUACCUUUGGGGGUAUUUUACCUGGCAGUACUUCUAUCCCCCCCUUUGCAUCCCCCACCAGUGAUGCGAGACAAGGCUCCCAAAACUGCAAUGGUAGCGAAGGAAGCUCGUUGCUUUCCCAGGGGAUGAACAAAAACAAUAUCAUACUUAAAGGAAUCAAUAAGAGACCACUGAUAGGAUUACUCACCGAUUUUGAAGCUUUCAAAUAUUGCGAAGUUGGCAGUUUCUACAAAUACCCCAUUUAUCCAAUAUGGGUAAUCAGUAGCUCAAAUCACUACACCGUCUUGUUCUCCCUAAACAUUAAGAACUCAAAAUGUACAAGUGAAGAAUUAUUUUUAACAAAAAUGAACAAAGUAUGGAAUAAAUAUGAUAAGGAAAAUAACAAAUAUAUUUUGUCUCAUUUGAUUCCUCAAUUUAUACAAGAUUUGAAUUUGAAGGAGGAAUAUAAAAAUAUGUUUGAUGGUUUUGUGAGUGACCUAGACAUUUUGCUUUACUCUGAAUUUAAGGCCUUUUAUUUACAGCUAAAACAAAAUGACAUUAACAAGCUUAAGAAUUCUGACCCACCAAAGGAGAAGUACUUUUAUCUGUACGAUGCACAAGAAACGCCAGAAAAAUGUAUCAACUAUUUUCUCCUUAAGGAAGUCGAUUAUGAUGUUACGCAUGAUAACCACUUAAAGUUUUUUAACACGCGCUGGCCAAAUAACACCGUCGAAAUUUUGAACAAUGCAAAAAGACCCUCCAAGCAUAAAUAUCCCUAUUAA
Plasmodium knowlesi strain H is the source of this 2733-nucleotide messenger RNA. RefSeq names its product conserved protein, unknown function. The record is from RefSeq and is a predicted model, not a curated record. Bases 1 to 2733 code for a protein of 910 amino acids. Gene Ontology annotation, biological process: protein K48-linked deubiquitination. Gene Ontology annotation, molecular function: K48-linked deubiquitinase activity; cysteine-type deubiquitinase activity. The transcript is spliced from 2 exons. NCBI's taxonomy places the organism in Eukaryota, Apicomplexa, Aconoidasida, Haemosporida, Plasmodiidae.